AUGGAAAAUUUACAAAGGCUUUGGUGGGACGAAGAAACUGGCUCCAUGUCAAAUGACAGUGGACUUUUGACAGUGUAUAUUUCACCGAAAUGCAUUUAGUCGAAAAUAAUAGUGUUGCAUUUGGUCUGAAGUUAACAGGUUUUUUCGGUCUCGCUAUCAAAAAGUUACAACAAAUUUCGGCCAAAAAUAAUUCGAUGAAAUGGACACUAUCAAAAAGGCAAUGUCAUUAGACCUGAACCCGAAGAAACUAUCCAAAAUUAUCAUGUAUUGAAAAAGUUCAACUAUUGAAGACUUGAAUUAUCAGCUAUUGCGAUUAUUCUGUUUUCAGCUGGGUAUCUUAUAUUUGAUUUUGAAUGCUGAGGGUAUGUAGAGCUUUGCCUUAAAAUGGGUUUGGUUCAGCUUUUAAUAUAUAUCUCAGUUGUAUUUUUCGAAAAUAGAGGACCCUAUAUAAGAACUUUAUUUGUGGUUGCUCUUUCGGAGUAUAAUUGCUUUAUUUGGUGGCUCCUAGGGCAAAGCCAAUAUAAGUCAGCAAAAUUGUUGCUGUCCAAUGUUGCUCUUUCGUAUACAAACAUAUUCGAAUGGCCUUUUAUAUUAAGUCCAUGAAUAAGAGGAUUUAUUUUAUUCAAACACUUAAUUUUUUGGCAUUAUUAUAGCUAUUACUUCGAAGAAACAGAGGCUCAAUAUAUGCCCCAUUUAAUAUCAUUUUUAUUAAUAUGGCUUUGUGAUCUAUCCAACAGAAAUUCAAGAAAAAGCUCAUUUGAAAGAUUUUUAUCCAGAAAGAAGUUGGAAAGUGCUGAAAAAAGACUUAGCGUCAUUUUUAAUCUAUUUCCUGAUGGAAUUUUGAUACUAUCAGAGAACAAGUCGAUUUUAUAUGUCAAUGCCAUUACUUCGCAAUUUUUAGAAUGCAGCCAAAACAAUAUAAUUCCAACUUUAUCAGCAAUUGAGUAUUGUCAAGGUAAAAAAUAUUCCCAUUUAUCAAAUUCUAAUAGACUUAUUGAUGAUAUCAAUCUUGUGAAAAAUUUGCAGCUUAAUCAGCAAGUUGUACUGGGAUUAAGCCAAACUGAGUCACAUAACUUAGAAUGGCGAGUACAAAAAGUUCUAUGAGAUGAUCAAGAAGCAGCAUUAUUGACAAUUAGAGAUGCAAACCACAUAAUUAAGUUGGAGCAGUCCAUCUCUGACAACAAGCUUAAAAAUAUUUUAUUAAGAUCAGUAUCUCAUGAGCUGAGAACUCCAAUAAAUGCUAUCACAUCUCUUUCAGAUGCUUUGAAAACAGAAUCUGAGGCUACUGGAAAAGAGAGUUUUAAAGAAAAACUUGACAUAAUUUCUGUGUCUUCAAAACUUUUGCUUUCAUUAGUAAAUGAUUUAUUAGAUUACUCUAAAAUUUUAGCUGGGGCUUUUUCUAUUCAAAAAAGAAGAUGCUUACUAAGAAGUAUUAUUUAUGACUCAGUAAAUCUAAUAAAACUCCAAGCAGAAAAGAAAGGUCUUAAGUUAGUCACUAGAAUUGAUCCUAUGCUGCCAGCAUAUGUUUUUACUGAUCCUCUCAGAUUAAGCCAAAUUUUGCUUAAUCUUUUGAGCAAUGCUUUAAAGUUUACAAUUAAAGGGAAUAUAGAAAUUUGUUGUAUUUUAUCUUCAAAAGAAAAAUUAAAAGUCAUUGUUUAUGACACAGGGAUAGGAAUUGAAGAGUCACGACUUUCUAAUAUUUUUAAGGAGUUCAACACACAAGUCAGUACGACGAUCAAUCCAUCAGGAUGUGGACUCGGGCUAUUUAUUUCAAGCGCUAUUGCUAAAAAACUUGGCUCAAAAUCAAUUGAAGUAAUUUCAGAAGUUCAAAAAGGUUCUUCUUUUAGUUUUCUCGUAGAUAUCCAAGAAGAAGCAUUAAUAGAUCAGCUACCUAUUGAAGAAAUAAACUCUGGAAUAAUUUCUGAAGAUCUUCCUUUAAUGCAAAUCAAAGAUUUUAAUAGACUUAUUGAAAAAGAGUAUCCAAGGGUGCUAGUUGCCGAUGACAAUGAUUUUAAUAGAAUUGCUAUUGGGGCCUUGCUUGUCCAUUAUGGAAUUUCUUGUAAUGAGGCCUGCACAGGGAAAGAAGCUGUAGAAAGUAUCCAACAAAAUGAUCGGAAAAAGAAGCCUUAUAAACUUGUUAUUAUGGAUGGUAGUAUGCCUGAGCUAAACGGCUGGGAAGCAACUAAAGUUAUCCAUCAAUUAUUUUUUGAUGGAAAAAUUGAUGUCUUGCCAAUAAUUAUUGGGUAUACUGCUUUCAGCUCUGAAGAAGAACUAACUUUGUGCACUGAGUCCGGCAUGAAAGAGUGCUUAAUUAAGCCUUGCAAUCCUGAUGUUUUAAUUAGUAAGGUGUUGCAUUAUUUAGCAACAUAA
Blepharisma stoltei is the source of this 2370-nucleotide messenger RNA. The record is from the annotation of a GenBank genome assembly. Lineage: Eukaryota; Ciliophora; Heterotrichea; Heterotrichida; Blepharismidae.